ACGAAUCGACUCGUUUGCGAGUCAGAUAUCACUAACCGGGUAGGAGCUGUAGUUGGUGGAGUAUAAAAGUGAGUUAGUAAGUAACCACUAACCAGUCAAACCAGAAACCUAAAGAAGUCGCCGCAAUGUCUCUGGAAAUGUUUCACAAGGAGCACACUUUGAAAAAGCGAAAGAGGCUGAUUGGGCACUCAUGCAGGCUCUUUUUUCCGCACGACCCGGUGAAAAUAGUCAGAGCUCGAGGCCAGUAUUUGUAUGACGAGAAUGGGACACAGUAUUUAGACUGCAUUAGCAACGUUCAGCACGUGGGACACUGCCAUCCUGCUGUCACUCAGGCUGCUGCUGCUCAGAUGGAGCUUCUUAAUGCAAACACCAGAUUUCUCCAUGAUAAUAUAGUGCAGUAUGCUGACAGGCUUGCAGCCACACUGCCCAAGAAGCUCUGUACCUUUUACUUUGUCAACUCAGGAUCUGAAGCCAACGAUCUUGCCUUGCGACUGGCCCGUCAGUAUACUCGAAAUGAGGAUGUUAUAGUUCUAGACCAUGCGUAUCAUGGGCAUCUUACCAGUCUUAUCGACAUAAGUCCUUACAAGUUCCGGAAGUUGGAGGGCCAAAAAGAGUGGGUUCACGUGGCUCCACUCCCUGAUACAUACAGAGGCAUUUACAGGCGGGACCACCCUAAUCCAGGCCAGGCCUACGCGGACACUGUGAAGGAUCUUAUUGAUGAAGUGCACAGGAAAGGGCGCAAGAUUUCAUCUUUCUUUGUGGAGUCCCUACCCAGCGUUGGUGGGCAGAUCAUCUUGCCACCUGGUUACUUUGCAAAAGUUGCAGAGUAUGUUCAAGCUGCAGGGGGAGUGUUUGUAGCUGAUGAAAUUCAGACCGGCUUUGGUCGUGUGGGAAGCCACUUCUGGGCCUUUCAGCUCCAGGGUGAAGAUUUCUGCCCGGACAUUGUGACAAUGGGCAAGCCCAUGGGUAACGGACAUCCUCUGGCAUGUGUGGUCACCACAGAGGAGAUAGCUGGAGCCUUCACUGCCAAUGGAGUAGAGUACUUCAACACUUUUGGUGGGAACCCUGUGUCAUGUGCGAUUGGCCUGGCAGUCCUAGAUGUGAUAGAAAAGGAAGACCUGAGAGGGAAUGCUGUUCGUGUUGGCAAUCACCUGAAGGAGCUCCUCAAACAGCUCCAGGCCAAACACCCAAUCAUUGGAGACAUACGUGGUGUCGGGCUCUUUGUGGGGUUUGAACUGGUUAAAGACAGAGUGACUUUAAAACCUGCAACUGAGGAGGCAGCACUGCUCAUUAGAAGGCUGAAAGAGAAGCACAUAUGUUUGAGCACUGAUGGACCAUGGGACAAUGUCAUCAAAUUCAAACCCCCCAUGUGCUUCAGCAUGGAGGAUGCUGAAAGGGUCACUGCAGAAAUCAGCCACGUUCUCAGAGAAUUUGAAGAUGCCUCCAACCAGGAACAACAGAAACAACAGCCAUGCUAAUAUGUUAAUAAUCCGACUGAUAGCGAAAUUGUAAUAGAAUACGUACAUUUUUCAUCUCUGUUGGAGUAGACUAGUCCGAUUGAGGCUAUUCCAAAUACAGUUUCUAUCAACUGAAAGAGGUCAGUAAUUCUGGAAAUAAUCCAUUUAAUAGAAGAAUAAUAGCCAUGUAAAUGCCUGUACCCAAUGACAUUGUGCCAUAACGGAAGUUUAUAACGUUCAGCAUGGUGAAAGACAGAAACUUUAUGCUUCUAACUUUAACAGACUUAAUUUUUAAGAUUUUAGUUAAUAGCUGGAUGGAUGGCUGUAAAGCUUGCAAUAACGAGUUGUUCAGACAAGUAUGUGAGCAAAUGAAUGACAGUGGGUUUACACAAACUAUGUCUCAGCAUGUUGCAGGACAUGAUGUCUUCCUCUUGCACCUUCUUGAAUAAGUUCAUAUGAAGUACGUUAUCCUGAGUCUGCCUUAAUUUUGAAGGCAAUUAAAAACACAAGCGCGCCACCUGAAAACUCAAGGAACACACUGCUGCUCAUCUGCUCUACUCUUGUUGAGUAGAGUGUGUCUAUAAACACCUCAGUCUUAAUCUAGAAUCAGAAUUAAUUCAAUAAAAUUGGCCAAAACAGCCAAUGAUUAGUUGCAAAACUCUGAAGGUAAAAAUGACUAACAAAUACAACCUGAUACAUGGAGAGAGAAAGGGAAUGAGAUAAAUGAAGCCACCUUUGCAGAAAGCACUUUGGUUUAACUUAACACUACAGUAUGAAAUUGUUUGAAUAUGCUCAUUUGGAAUGUGAUACAUAUGGAGUUGAUGGAAGAAAUACGCUUAUAAUUUGAUAUAACAAGCACGGGGCUAAGAAAAAUGUGGAAAAUAAGAACUUGAAAGAUGUGUAGUAAAAAAAGAAUGCUUACCAAAUACAAACUAAAAUUAUUUUUUAAUAAAAACUCAACUCAAGAAAUUA
Molecule: messenger RNA, 2429 nt
Organism: Colossoma macropomum (tambaqui)
Lineage: Eukaryota; Metazoa; Chordata; Actinopteri; Characiformes; Serrasalmidae
Gene: phykpl
Product: 5-phosphohydroxy-L-lysine phospho-lyase
Exons: 12
Coding region: 126-1478 (450 amino acids)
Cellular component (GO): mitochondrion
Molecular function (GO): transaminase activity; pyridoxal phosphate binding
Source: RefSeq, a predicted model, not a curated record